AGUAGUAUUAUUAGAAGUAAUCGUAAUUUAUAGAAGUAACCGAAAGAAAAAAUAUUAAAAAGAAAUCUUGCAGUCGAAGACAAACGAAUAAAAAUCGUAUACAAAGAGUACCUACGUAAGUGAAGUAGAUAGCUGCAUUUUAUAUUAUUAAGCGCAAAGCUACAUGAGUUUGGACCUAGAAGAAGCUAACGAAACUCAACAACUAAUGCAAAAUGAGGGCGAAGAAGAAGAUCAAAAAAUAUCACAUUCAGCAACAUCACCUGUGACGAGUAAUAAAUUGUCUAGUGAGGCAGCAAGCUUAAGUUCAAAAAAUCCAGGGUUGGUACCUAAUAGUACAGGGAAUAACAGCUUAAAUGAUUCUGCCAAGGUUUCUUAUGUUAAUGAAAAGCGUCUUCACCGUGAGAUGAUGCGAUCCAAUUACAACAAUAGACCAAAGCAUAUUCCGAAAGAAGCUCCAGAUGUCAAACAUAUGGAAAAAGCUUUAUUAGUUUUAUUAGACGACUUUCAUACAGGUAAAUUAAGCGCUUUCAGCUCUGGCUGCAGUAUGGAGCAAAUGAUAAAUAUAAGAGAUCAACAAGAGCACUUGGCUAGGCUACAUUUUCGGCUCUGUGCAGAUGUGGAGAAGCCCACAGAUGAAAGUUUUGACAGUUCAGCUUCAAGAGACAAAAUGGCACAACUGGUACAAAGUUUAGAACAAUUGUCUGCUUCUAUAGAGCAUCUUCAUUCUGAUGAGAGUAUUGAUAUUAGUAAUGAAGAUAAAGUGAAUACACAAAAUACAUGAGUUAUAUAUUUAAGUGCAUAUGUGGUGCCAUCCUUAUUAUUAGUGAUUGGCUUGAAUUUUACAUACAUACUUAUAAGCAACAGAACUUAACAUAUAGCUUGAUACAAAUACGAGAA
Molecule: messenger RNA, 897 nt
Organism: Diatraea saccharalis (sugarcane borer)
Lineage: Eukaryota; Metazoa; Arthropoda; Insecta; Lepidoptera; Crambidae
Source: the annotation of a GenBank genome assembly